Messenger RNA from Lactuca virosa, 2223 nucleotides. Lineage: Eukaryota; Viridiplantae; Streptophyta; Magnoliopsida; Asterales; Asteraceae. The record is from the annotation of a GenBank genome assembly.
AUGGACACCUACUCAUCAUCUGGAGAAAAAUUGAACAUUAAGACAAGAAAACCGUAUACAAUAACUAAACAAAGAGAACGAUGGACAGAAGAAGAGCAUAAUAGUUUUUUAGAAGCCCUGAAACUAUAUGGGCGAGCUUGGCAACGGAUAGAAGAACACAUAGGAACCAAGACUGCAGUCCAAAUCAGAAGUCAUGCCCAGAAAUUCUUUACAAAGUUGGAGAAGGAGGCGGUUGCUAAAGGAGUUCCAACAAGACAGGCUCUUGACAUGGAAAUUCCUCCCCCACGCCCUAAAAGGAAACCAAAUUAUCCUUAUCCCAGAAAGACUGGGUCUGGCACUUGCCCCAAAACUCAUCAUCCAAAUCCAAAUCCAAAGGAGGAGGAGGACAAUGCCACUCAUCAUCAUCAUCAUCAUCAUCAACCAACUUUAGUUUCUUCUUUGCCAUCUGGCAUAGACCACCUCCACCUCCCAGAGUACCAUGAACAGAAACAAGAAGAAACUGCAAACACGAGUGAGCAAGUGGAUGUGGAGAAGGAAGAACCUCCAUGUGCAUCAUUGUCAUCAGAAAAUGAUAAUUCCAUACCAAGAGGCGUUUUUAGAGACUUCAUUAACCUUGAUGAAACAAACGAAUCUUACAUCACCACCAUUGAAACCAGAAAGUAUCAGAAGAAAUCAGAUCAAGAUGGCAUGCACACAUCUACUCACACCUCAUUGUUUGACUUUCCGGAAGGUCAAAAUCAUGACGACAAUACAAUUACAAAUACAAAUACAAAUGGUGUGCACAGCUACCCAAGGCAUGUUCCUGUACAAGUUGUAGAUGGAAAUCAAGGAAAUAUUCCCACAGGCACAGAAGAGAUGUCGACACUUGAAGAAAAGUUGGAACAAGUUCAUAACAACCCCAACCCCAACCUAUCUGUUAACAACAACAUAGCUUCAAGAUGUUGUUCAAGCUAUCAGACAAUUCCAACCUUCCAUCCUCCUGUUUUCACCCACCCGUUUUCUGAUAAUCAUAAUAAUAAUAAUAAUAAUAAUGAAGAAGAGAAUUACAGAUCACUUCUCCAUGUUUCAUCCACAAUCUCUAGCCUCAUUGUUUCAUCCCUGCUACAAAACCCUGCAGCCCAUGCUGCAGCAAGCUUCGCUUCUAAGUUCUGGCAUCCUCCUGGAAACACAAACACAGAAGCUUCUUCAGGAGAUGAUUCGGAAACUCCUAGUCCUAGCAUGACUUCCAUUGCUGCGGCUACUGUAGCAGCAGCAACCGCAUGGUGGGCGGCUCAUGGUCUUCUCCCUGUUUGUCCUCCUUUCUACCCAACUCCAACUCCAACUCCUUUUUCAUUUGGCGCGCCACCACCACCACCACCAGUAACAGUCGAGGAUGGAAAUCAAGCAAGAGAAAAAGCUCCUCCGGAAAAGAUCACAGACUCCUCAUCGGAGGAGGAGGUGGAGGAUUCAGAAGGGAAAUUAAACACAGGAUCGAAUCCAGAUGAUACCACCAAGGGAACGGGAACGGGAACGGUGGUGGAGGAGACCAAUGUUAAUGUUCGCAAACAGGUUGACCGGUCUUCUUGUGGUUCUAACACGACUUCCAGCAGUGAAAUUGAGACGGAUGCUUUAGAGAAGAAGAAUAUAAAAGAAAAGGAAGAAACUGCUGCUGCUGCUGCUUCAGAUGUAGUACCCGAUCUUGAUUCUAUUUCCCGUACUAGUAUUAUUAGGGGGGGUAGAAGCACUAUUAACCCUAACGAAUCAUGGAAGGAGGUCUCCGAAGAGGGACGACUUGCUUUUCAAGCGCUGUUCUCGAGACAAGUACUGCCACAAAGCUUUUCAGAUAGACAUAAUAAUAAUAUUAAUAAUAAUAAUAAUAAUAAUAAUAGUAGUGGUGGUGGUGAGUUGGACCUCAACAGGAUGAUGUUGAGAGGUGAGAAAAACAUGGAGGAAGGGCUAUUGACGAUAGGAUUGGGGAAUGUGAAGCUCAAUGUUAACCACACACACACUCACACAGGAUUCAAACCUUACAAGAGGUGUUCCAUGGAGGCCAAAGAGAAGCCCGGAUCGUCAUCUAACCAGAAUGAUGACAAGGCUGCAAAGAGAAUGAGGUUUCAAGCAGAGGGCUCAACUUGAUGAUAUUCAUACAUACAUGAUUCGAAAGAGGAAGAGGAAACUUGUGUUGUAUAUUAUGUUAUUAGUCUUAAGUUUAGUCCUAAAUCUCAUCAAACUUCUUGUUGUGCU